Messenger RNA from Dentiscutata erythropus, 130 nucleotides. Lineage: Eukaryota; Fungi; Glomeromycota; Glomeromycetes; Diversisporales; Gigasporaceae. The record is from the annotation of a GenBank genome assembly.
AACCUGAUUUCAAACCAACUUGGAAGUACGCUGAAGCUAAAUAAAACUCAAGAGGAAGUAAGGUGUUCAUACUUUGUAGGUGAAGUAUUUGACAUAAAAAAAAUCAAAUACGAGACUCCAAGCGUUGAUG